AUGACUCUUGUCAUUUUAUAUGUGAUAUGCAUAUUCGCCAUUACUUCAGCCUAUAGAACCACUCGAAUUUAUCAUUAUAAUGGACGAAGUUACAAAGAAAUUAUUGAUCAGCCAUGGUUUCGCUAUUUCCACGUACCUCAUUAUAUGAUCCCGGUCACAGAGGUGAAUGAGACAAAUUUUGGCAAGCAUGAACUUCCUGAAGAUGAUGUUUACGUGGAACAUGACUGGACAGAUGAGGAAACGAAGUAUCUGCCUUGUAUGGAUCUACUCUGUGUGUGUCCGUACUAUGGAGGUAUGGGUGCUGUGUUAGAGGGCAGCUUAGAGUGCUCGAUUGGAUUCAACUCUGCUUAUGAUGUGAUUGCGUACUUCACACCAACUCUAGCAAACACUACGUCUGGAUUUGCUUGUCCCAUUCCCUACCCUCCAUACUCUGUGUUGAAUUGGAAAAGCGAAUUAUUAACUGCUUAA
Molecule: messenger RNA, 468 nt
Organism: Strongylus vulgaris
Lineage: Eukaryota; Metazoa; Nematoda; Chromadorea; Rhabditida; Strongylidae
Source: the annotation of a GenBank genome assembly